Drosophila innubila is the source of this 3318-nucleotide messenger RNA. RefSeq names its product heterogeneous nuclear ribonucleoprotein 27C (gene Hrb27C). Gene Ontology annotation, molecular function: RNA binding. Lineage: Eukaryota; Metazoa; Arthropoda; Insecta; Diptera; Drosophilidae. Bases 499 to 1764 code for a protein of 421 amino acids. The transcript has 3 exons. The record is from RefSeq and is a predicted model, not a curated record.
CGCGGUGAAUUGUGAAUGGCUACCACCAUUAAACGUGGCGGUGGCGAGUUUUCUAUCAUAAGUUAGGUUAUAUAUCGUAUGCAUCAAAUCAUACAAUUAUUUAUAAGCUAGUUUUUUAAGGAAAAAACACUUAAAUUUAGUGAAUUUGCAGUGCGAAAUCUUUAAAAAACCACAGACGAACACUUGGCACAAACGAAAGUUACGUGUAAACGUCGUGGCUUUUGUUUAAUUAUUUUGAAAAAUAAUAGAAAAAAAUAAACAAAAACUUUGGCAACUAAAACCAACCCCCAAAAAACACACAACAACAGCAACUAGUGUUAAAUUCAAAGUGUAAACAAGAAGCAAAACAAGCGACAAGCCCACAAAAAAAAAAAGAAAAACAGACACAAACGACAGCAACAAAUUCAAGUCCACAAGUGUAACAUAAACAGCAGCAAAAUUACGUCAAUUAUUGAAAAUAUACCCGGCGCAAUAGCUCACAAUCAUCAAAACAACAUCAUGGAAGAAGAUGAGAGGGGCAAACUGUUCGUUGGCGGAUUAUCGUGGGAGACAACGCAGGAGAAUCUCUCGCGCUACUUUUGCCGCUUUGGCGACAUCAUUGAUUGCGUCGUGAUGAAGAACAACGAGAGCGGAAGAUCUCGCGGUUUCGGCUUUGUCACCUUCGCCGAUCCCACGAACGUCAAUCAUGUGCUGCAGAAUGGACCGCAUACGCUAGACGGUCGCACCAUCGACCCGAAACCGUGCAAUCCUCGUACGCUCCAGAAGCCCAAAAAGGGAGGCGGCUAUAAGGUCUUCCUCGGAGGUUUGCCAUCGAACGUGACGGAGACCGAUCUGCGCACCUUCUUUGGUCGCUAUGGCAAGGUCACCGAGGUGGUCAUCAUGUACGACCAGGAGAAGAAGAAGUCCCGCGGAUUCGGAUUCCUGUCCUUCGAGGAGGAGUCCUCCGUCGAGCAUGUCACCAACGAGCGUUACAUUAAUUUGAAUGGAAAGCAGGUUGAAAUUAAAAAGGCGGAACCGCGCGAUGGAUCUGGUGGACAGAACUCGAACAACAGCGCUGCGGGUGGCGCCUAUGGCAAAUUGGGUAAUGAGUGCAGCCACUGGGGACCGCAUCAUGCUCCGAUUAACAUGAUGCAGGGCCAAAAUGGUCAGAUGGGUGGUCCGCCACUGAAUAUGCCCAUUGGUGCACCCAAUAUGAUGCCUGGCUAUCAGGGAUGGGGCACAUCGCCGCAACAACAGGGCUAUGGCUAUGGUAAUAGCGGACCUGGCUCAUACCAGGGCUGGGGUGCACCACCUGGCCCCCAGGGACCACCACCACAAUGGUCGAACUAUGCUGGGCCACAGCAGACCCAAGGGUAUGGUGGUUAUGAUAUGUACAACUCGACAUCGACGGGAGCACCAUCGGGUCCUUCGGGCGGCGGUAGCUGGAACUCAUGGAAUAUGCCACCCAAUUCGGCUGGACCAACUGGCGCACCUGGUGCCGGCGCUGGCACCGCCACGGACAUGUACUCGCGUGCUCAGACUUGGGCAGCGGGCGGACCAUCGACCACCGGACCCGUGGGCAACAUGCAGCGCACUGGACCAGGCAAUUCGGCCUCUAAAUCGGGAUCCGAGUACGAUUAUGGCGGCUAUGGAUCCGGCUAUGAUUACGAUUAUAGCAAUUAUGUUAAGCAGGAGGGCGCCUCAAAUUAUGGCGCCGGUCCGCGAUCAGCGUAUGGAAAUGACAGCUCCACACAGCCGCCUUACGCCGCAUCGCAGGCCGUUUAAGGAUCGACCAAUCGAUCGCGUGUGUCUCCUCAUCCGUAUCCACGAUCAGCGGUCCCAAGAGGUGAAUGAUGAAGAAGGCAAAAAGAUGGUGGUAAUUGUAAGCUAAAGCGUCGUCUGUUCGUUUAAUAAUUUUUAAAAAGAUAUUUUUUAUUUGAGAUCAGUUGUUGAAAUUAAUUAAUGUAACUUGUGUACACAAAAAAAAAAACAACAAAUAAUUUAAAGAUACAUAUACACACACAACACAUACAAACACACGAAUUCAGCUAAAAUGCAAAUCCCUAGCAAAACAAGGCAGGUUCAUAGAUUUAUAUAUAUAUAUAUAUAUAUAUAGAUGAUAUAUGUAUAAACAAAAAGUAUAUACAUAUAUUCGAUGAGUAUGUAAAAAUUCAUAGAUAAAGAUUGAAAACAACAUCGACAACAAGAAAAAAAGAAAAAAAAAACACAAACAACACUCGGAGCAACAAGAACCUUUUUUAUGCGACCUCCCCUCAAACCCCCCCCCCACACUUUCCUCCCCCAACUAACAAUUAACAGCAACAACCCAACUAAAAAUCGCAAAUACAAGCAUAUUUAAUAGAAAGGAACACAAACAAAACAAAGAAGAAGAAAAGAAAAAUAAUAGAAUUGUGAAGAUUUAAACGUAAUAAGUUACAAGUAUAAAGUUUAGCCAAUUAGACACAAGUAAAGAGAAAAGUGUUCGAAAAAAUACCAACAAUAGAGAAAAUGAGAAAGGAAUUAUACGAAAUUAUACAUUAAAAUACAAAUACAUAAAAAGAUCCAUUUAAUUACUUAAAUUAGUAAAUACAAAAAUUCGAAAUUGUAUAUUUAAAGCGUAAAAUUUGGCAACAAAUCGAAAUCGCGCCACGACCACGCCCACAUGCCUCGCCUGUCCUCCUCUAACGUACAUUUUGGCGACAAGGUGUUAGCGGGAGAAAUUUACAGGGGAAAUACAGUUAAGAGAAGAGAAAAAAUCGCUUGCCUUAGCCUGUGUAAGGACGGGGGAGGAGAAAAACGGGGGCAUGGCAUGGACACAUAGAUACAUGUGUCUGUGUUGGUGUAUGGCGCCGAGAGAGCGUUACAAAAUUAAUAAAUUUACCAUUUAAAGUAAACAACUAGCUAAAAGUUAAACUACAUAUAUAAAGAAACCUAAUUAAUAAGCUUAUGUCGUAUGUCGUUUGCAUGUAAGCGAAAGUUGAACUUGAAACUAGAAUUAUAUAGUGUUGGAAUUAUUAUUUAGUUAACGAAGAAGAUUGAGAACCGCUAAAAAAAUGAUUUAUGAUGAAAAAUUAGAAUCGAAAAAAUCACAAAAAAUACGAAACGCUCUUAAAACAAAUAUACAUAAAGAAGAUGAAAGGAAAACAAAACAAAAAGCUAUAUACAUACUUAUAUACAUCUCUAUAUAUGUAUAUAUAUCUCUAUAUAUAUAUAUAAAAUAAUAUACAUAUAAAUUUAAACAACAAAACGUAAAUUUAAACUACAGUUAAAGCAGAAUAGAAAACAAAAGUCAUAAGAGAAAAUAGAUAGAGAUUGAGAUUGACAGAGAUACUAUAGUGA